Fusarium fujikuroi IMI 58289 is the source of this 1572-nucleotide messenger RNA. RefSeq lists its product as uncharacterized. The coding region runs from base 1 to 1572 and encodes 523 amino acids. The record is from RefSeq and is a predicted model, not a curated record. The transcript has 4 exons. NCBI's taxonomy places the organism in Eukaryota, Fungi, Ascomycota, Sordariomycetes, Hypocreales, Nectriaceae.
AUGCGUCGCUAUCAAUCCUUCCCGUUCCUCGCCUCGGCACUAUUGCCCAGGGUCCUUGCUGGUCCUGGUCAGAAUCUCGACGCUAUCUGCAAAUCCACCGAAGGGACCUACGGCUGCGACGAGUACUUCCAGAUCCCGUAUGGCUCAGAGCCUAUCACAACAUGCUUCGACACUAGCCCCUGUGGCGUUCAAAUCUUGACCAACAACCGCAACAUUUGCGACAUUAUCGGAGAUGCCAUGGGCAACGAUGACUUCGUCGUCGGCUACCCAGCGUACUGUAGAGAGGCGCCCCGAGCUAUCAAGGAAGUCAAGACAGAACGCGCUGUAUGGGUGGACGGUAAACUCAAGGACGCCAAGUGGAUUGCUCUGGCUACUGCGAACAGCGCGGAAGAGAAGGAAUUCGCCAAUCGCGGCUUCAAGUACGACAACACGAAGAGCACUGUUCUUGCCAACCAACUUGCCAACAAGGAUGGAUGGGUAGUGCAGAAGGCAGCAGAGAUCAACACAAAGAGUUACUUAGACCUUGUCGAGCGCCUUAGCAAAUGCGAUCCUGGUGGAUGCUCCGGAGAAAAACUCGAGUCCGUCUUGGAAUGGUUUCUUGAGUGGAUUCCCAAGGGCACUGAGAUCAGGAAUGGCCAGAUGUCCAGGAUGCUCGCCGACUGGGAAAAGACCUUCGCUACACCCUACAAGAACCGAAUCAUGGCCAUCAAGAAUGCAGCUACCACUGUCCAAACGCGUGUCAAGACUGUUUCAACCAAGGUCGACUCGAUCAAGAAGAGCAUCUGUCAGAAGAACGCCUGCUCCGGCAAGACCGCUUCUACAUACCUCAACAAUGUUUCUGCAGCUCUCAAAGCCGUCAAGGAUCUCAACAACAUCAUCGCCGCAGCUAAUUCUGCCGACGAGAGGCGCAAGUUCAUAUAUUACAACUUCCUGGGCAACAUUCAGGCCGCCUACAAUCUUGAUGUACACAAUCUUGUCCCUAACUACCUUACUGAUAUUAUGGAUGAUGGAAGAUUCGACACGCUUCGAGGCAUCAUGCAUGGCUACGGUACUGUCACAUCUGAAAUCAGCAUGUAUGCCAACGACAUCAAGAGAAGCCUUACUCCUCUCAUUCUCCUCACCAAGCACGAGUCGAGAUCCCGUGAUGCUCUGAAGAAGGUCAACGCUCAGCUUACUCAGAACUGGAAGAACAACGCGGAGCUCUCCAAGACUGCGGCUUCACGCAAGGUUCGCGAUGGUUUCAUCCAGGUCCAGAGUCACCUCAAGAAAGAACUUCAAGGCUCCCUCACCACCCUCAUCAAUGCGAUCGAUGCUUUCGACAAUGAUUUCCUCAAGUUUCCUCUGCGAGGUAACAAGAUGGUGGUCGAGUGGGGAGCCGCUUCAUAUGAUCGCUGGUACAAUCUUGAGUUCAAGUAUCCUUGCAGGAAGGAAGUCACAAAGACAUUCACCGAGGCUGGAUUCUCAAAGGAUCACACUUGGCCUGUCUUCAGCCCCUGUACUUUCACUGCUCAGAAGAUUGAUAUGCCCAAGGGUUGGAUUCCAUAUAUUAAGUAUCGAUUUGUCAAGCCAUAA